This is a messenger RNA of Sturnus vulgaris (Common starling), 774 nucleotides long. RefSeq names its product centromere protein V (gene CENPV). Gene Ontology annotation, molecular function: carbon-sulfur lyase activity. The record is from RefSeq and is a predicted model, not a curated record. Lineage: Eukaryota; Metazoa; Chordata; Aves; Passeriformes; Sturnidae.
AUGGGGCGCGGCGCGGCGGGCGGCGCGCGGCGCUCCCGGCGGGGCAGCGCGGCCGCGGGCGGGACGCGCCGGGCCCGGGGCAGGAAUGCGGGGGCAACCCCGGACGGGGCCAAGGCGGAACCCCCCGGGCCCAGCGCCAUCGAUCUGGGGGCGCAGAGCGGGCGCUGGGCCGCCUUCCAGGAGCGGCACCGGCUGAGCUGCGAGGAGGCGGCGCGGCUGCUGCUGGACGCGUAUGAAUACAGGGGUUUGGUGAAGCACACUGGAGGCUGUCACUGUGGAGCCGUCCGCUUUGAGGUCUGGGCUUCAGCAGAUCUGCACGUGUUUAACUGCAAUUGCAGCAUUUGCACAAAGAAACAGAACAGACAUUUCAUUGUGCCAGCGUCGCGUUUCAAGCUGCUAAAGGGUGCUGACAAUUUGACAACAUACACCUUCAACACACACCGUGCCCAGCACACGUUCUGCAAGACCUGUGGUGUUCAGAGCUUUUAUACUCCUCGUUCUAACCCUGAUGGUUAUGGAAUAGCUCCCCACUGUCUGGAUGAUGGCACAGUGCAGACCAUUAUCACAGAGGAUAUCAAUGGCAAGGAAUGGGAGAAAGCAGUGAAGGAACAUAAAACCAUCAGAGACAUGUCAAAACCCUGACACACCCUUCUAGCAGCCUUGGGAGCACUGCCAUGGAACUGCAGUCUGGGUUUCCUGGGUGAUGGUGAAAUCAAUCUCUACUAUUACCUGUUCUCAGUUUCUUAAAUAAAUCUUUCUAUCCUGAUUGUCUCA